Molecule: messenger RNA, 1464 nt
Organism: Scophthalmus maximus (turbot)
Lineage: Eukaryota; Metazoa; Chordata; Actinopteri; Pleuronectiformes; Scophthalmidae
Gene: crema
Product: cAMP responsive element modulator a
Exons: 8
Coding region: 165-1055 (296 amino acids)
Biological process (GO): regulation of transcription by RNA polymerase II
Cellular component (GO): ATF4-CREB1 transcription factor complex; nucleus
Molecular function (GO): RNA polymerase II cis-regulatory region sequence-specific DNA binding; DNA-binding transcription factor activity, RNA polymerase II-specific; protein binding
Source: RefSeq, a predicted model, not a curated record
CGCGGCCCGCACCCUCUCUCUGACGUUAAACCGACUCGUCAGGCGCCAUUUUGGGGCCACAGCGUCGUCAGCGCUGACGUGGGAGCUACGUGAGCGGAGGCACAGGCCCGUCAACGCGCGCACUGUGACGAGCAACACGACGUCAAACUUCGGGUGACUUUGCCAUGGACGCCUCGGUGUCGUCUCACCUCGACAGCAGCUUAAAUGGCUCGCUGACAGACGGAGAGGAGGAGAACCACAGUGAGGCCAGACCGUCUCCUCAGGUCCGGCUCUCUGAUGAUGGUGAGACGGUGCGGGUGCAAGGAGGCGCCCCGGCGCCGCAGACGUCCGUCAUACAGUCUCCGCCGGUCCAGACUGCUCAGAUUGCCGCCUUAGCAGAGCUGCAGGACCACGAGUCCGUCGCGGACGCUCAGACGAGGCGAGAGAUUCUCUCCAGGCGUCCGUCUUACCGACAAAUCCUCAGCGAGCUUUCGUCCCAUUCGCCGGCAGUUCCCAAAAUCGAUGAAGAUAAGAGCGAGGAGGAGGAGGAUGAGGAGGAGGAGGAGGAGGAAGAUCUGCCGGUCGCGAGCGAGGCCUCGGCGGCGCCAACCUCCAUCUACCAGACCAGCUCAGGACAAUACAUCGCAGUCAGUCAAGGCAGAGCCAUCCAGCUGAGCGGCCCCGGAGUGGAAGCCCUCCAGGGGGCUCAGAUGCUGACGCCCGGGGACGCGCCGCAGCAGUUCUACAUCCAGGGAGGACAGGUUCUCCUCCAGGCUGCCACGGGAGACAUCCCCGCCUACCAGCUUCGGUCGCCAAACUCGGGCCUGGCCCAGAGCAUCGUGAUGGCCGCGUCGCCGGGCGCCAUGCACAACCCGCCGCCGCACGCCGAGGAGGUCACCCGCAAGAGGGAGGUGCGGCUGAUGAAAAACAGGGAGGCAGCUCGCGAGUGCCGCAGGAAAAAGAAGGAGUACGUCAAAUGUCUGGAAAACCGCGUGGCCGUGCUGGAGAACCAAAACAAGACCCUGAUCGAAGAGCUGAAGGCGCUGAAGGACAUUUACUGCCACAAAGCCGAGUAGCGGCGGCCGGUUGUGGCAGUUCCUUUUUUUUGUUUUUUCCUCUCCUUUUUUUUUUCAAACUGCCGCGGCUAAAACAAACAGAACCACGAAAGAAAAGAUGAAAUGACUCUGGAACAAAAACUCUGCUUUUUGACCGUCAUUGUUUCUCUGCUCGCUCAGGCCACUCGUGGAUCCACGUCGCUUGAGCUCGCCAGUUUUUCGCUCCCCGCUCUUUAUCUUGUGCUCUUUUGCAUGUGAGGACUUGGAAGUGUCGUGCACAGUGCGCUUGCUGUUGCUGUGUUGUGCACAGUGGGGGGGGGGGGGAGCCAGCCAAUGAGAGAGCCGGCCGAAGGUGAAGGAACAGGAAGAAGGAAACACAGGUGCUUCCUGAAAGUAAUGCACCAAGAUUACGAAACAGACAAAAAGAAAC